CUUCCAUCGAAUGAAUCUGAUCCCCCAAAAAUCAAUCGAUCCAUCGAAAUCCCAAUUCCAGUAGCGAGGGAGGAGAUCCAUGGCGAUCGUGUACGCGCUGGUGGCGCGUGGCACCGUGGUUCUGGCCGAGUUCUCCGCUGUCUCCGGCAACGCCGGCGCCGUCGCCCGCCGGAUCCUCGAGAAGCUGCCGCCCGAGGCCGAGUCGCGCCUCUGCUUCGCGCAGGAUCGCUACAUCUUCCAUGUCCUCCGCUCCCCCUCCCCCUCCCCCUUCCUCACCUUCCUCUGCAUGGCCAACGACACCUUCGGAAGACGGAUUCCCUUUCUUUACCUCGAGGACAUCCAAAUGAGGUUCAUCAAGAACUAUGGCAGAAUCGCCCAUUCCGCCCUCGCCUAUGCCAUGAAUGACGAGUUCUCCAGAGUCCUCCAUCAGCAAAUGGAGUUCUUCUCCAGCAACCCCAGCGCCGACACGCUCAACCGCCUCCGUGGGGAAGUCACCGAGAUACACACCGUCAUGGUUGACAACAUCGAGAAGAUUCUUGACAGAGGUGAGCGCAUCUCGCUUCUUGUUGACAAGACCUCCACCAUGCAAGACAGUUCUUUUCAUUUCCGCAAGCAGUCCAGGAGACUCAGGAGAGCUCUUUGGAUGAAGAAUGCCAAGCUUCUAGCUGUGUUGACUGCUGUUAUAGUACUUCUACUUUAUUUGAUCAUCGCUGCUUUCUGCGGAGGCCUUUCCCUUCCAUCGUGUAGAUCAUGAAUCACUCUACGGAUUUUCCUCAAUUGAAGUAUCACACCAUGUAACAACAAUGCAAGCCAUCGAUGCCAUGUUUCAUAUCUGUUCAGCUCCCAAAGCUACAAGUGAUGUUUUGAGCAAAUGAUUUGCAGUUCAAUUUUUGUUAUCGGCAGAGUUGUGCCCCUACAAAUUAAUAUGAAAUGGUUUGUACAAAAAUGGGAUCUUCAUGUACAGUAUGUCGUUUGCUGUUUCUGGUACCUGAACAAGAUUGUUGGAUAAGAUUUUUUUUUUCUGUACCAUUGUGCUUGCACAUGAAUGGGAUGUUUUGCCUGAUGAUGAACUAAUCGAGGGGGCGUUUAGAUUGAGAAAAUUUU
Messenger RNA from Oryza brachyantha (malo sina), 1104 nucleotides. Its product is annotated as vesicle-associated membrane protein 714. Gene Ontology annotation, cellular component: membrane. Lineage: Eukaryota; Viridiplantae; Streptophyta; Magnoliopsida; Poales; Poaceae. Bases 80 to 754 code for a protein of 224 amino acids. Gene Ontology annotation, biological process: vesicle-mediated transport. The record is from RefSeq and is a predicted model, not a curated record. The transcript is spliced from 4 exons.